Messenger RNA from Carya illinoinensis, 2253 nucleotides. RefSeq lists its product as uncharacterized. Gene Ontology annotation, molecular function: catalytic activity. NCBI's taxonomy places the organism in Eukaryota, Viridiplantae, Streptophyta, Magnoliopsida, Fagales, Juglandaceae. The record is from RefSeq and is a predicted model, not a curated record. Bases 1 to 2253 code for a protein of 750 amino acids. The transcript is spliced from 3 exons.
AUGUUUGUGAUUGCGGAGCCUUUUUUAUGUGAUGAACAAAUGGAUGAAGUUAAAAAAAUGCUUGGUUUUGACUAUGGGUUUUCAAAUGGUGCGUGGAAUGGGAAAUUGUGGAUGCUGUGGAUGAAUGAUGUUAAUGUAAGCAUGGUUAGUUGUGGAAGCCAACAAAUUUCUGUUCUUGUGGCUAAUGGUGGGAUGAAAUGCAAAAUUUCUUUUGUUUAUGCUAAAUGUUUAUGUGAGCAAAGGAGGGUGUUGUGGGAUGAGCUUGCAAGGGAGAGUAAUUCUAAUGAUCCUUGGUUGGUGACAGGGGAUUUUAACAUUAUAGCGAAUGAUGGGGAGAGACGUGGUGGUAGGCCUAGAUCUAUGGUGGCCAUGGAGGAGUUUAAUUCUUGGAUACAUAAUUGUGGUUUAAUGGAAUUGAAAUAUUUGGGUAACUGUUAUUCUUGGUGCAAUGGGCAUGUCGGAAAUUCAAGGAGUUGGGCUAGGUUGGAUCGUUCCUUGGUUGAUCAACAUUUUCUUGGUGCUUUUCCAGAUUCAGUUAUGAGAUAUUUACCUCGUACAUCAUCGGAUCAUGCUCCUAUGGUCAUUUCGUUUGUGAAGUGUUUUGAAGGCUAUGGGCCGGCGCCUUUUCGUUUUCAGCAAAUGUGGGUGGAUCAUGUUGAUUUUGAUAGAUGUGUUCGUGAGGCUUGGGACCAAGAUGAUGCUGGUUGUGCUCUUAGAAAAAUGGUGGCAAAAUUAAAAAGGGUAAGAGUUGCUCUAAAAGCAUGGAAUAAGGUAGUUUUUGGGUGGACGAGUGGGCACAUUCAGGAGUUGGAGGCUCGUAUAGAGAGGUUGGAUGAACAGUUGCAAGUGAGAUAUGAAGAAGAUGUGGAGCUGGACCUGUUGGCUUCAAAGAUGGAACUGGACACCUGGACCAAUCGUGAAGAGAUCCGGUUGGCUCAGUGUGCCAAAGUUAGAUGGUGGAAUCAUGGCGAUAAAAAUUCCAUGUAUUUUCAUGCUCUUCUUAAUAAAAGGAAGCAAGCUAGGAUUAUGGAGAUGAGUCUUUCUAAUGGUACUACGUUAAAAACACCGCAAGAUAUUCAUGAUGGUGCUGUGAAAUAUUUCAUGGAUUUUUUGGGUGAAUCUAAUAGUGUAGUACUUCCAGAUUUGGGGGAUUUAGUGUCUAAUGUGAUUUCGGAAGAGGAUAAUUUGAGGCUUUGUUCUUUGCCUACCGAAGAAGAGGUGAAACAAGCUGUUUUCAGUAUUCCUAUAGAGAGUAGUCCUGGCCCAGAUGGGUUUGGUUCAGGUUUCUAUCGUGCUUGUUGGGAUAUUGUGCGUGUGGAGGUGGUGGAGGCUGUAAGGGAGUUUUUUAAGGGAGUUCCUUUCCCUAGAUUUUAUACGGCUUCUUUUGUUGUGCUUAUUCCCAAAAUGGCUCAGCCGACGGGUUUUGAUAAGUUUCGUCCUAUCAGUUUAUGUUCUGUUUUCUACAAAAUCUGCACUAAAGUUUUGGUGGCAAGACUUGCUCCUCUAUUGCCUGCUAUGAUCUCCUCUGAACAGUGUGCCUUUAUUCAAGAUGAUGUAGUUAUAUUCACAAAUGGAAGGAAAAAGUCGAUGCGAGAAUUGAUGAAAGUUAUUGAGACUUAUGAGUCUUGGUCCGGGCAACGAGUGAGUAAGGAAAAGACAGCAAUAUAUUUUGCAAAGCAAUUCUCUACAAGGCGGAAGAGGGAUCUAAUGAAUAGCACUGGUUUUAUAGAAGAUGGUAAGGGGAAAAAGAAAUGGGUGGGGUGGAAGGCGAUGUGUAAGCCAACUGAAGAGGGGGGGAUUGGGCUGCGUGAUUUUGAUGAGGUACAGCUUUCUUUACACAUGAAAUUUGCAUGGAAAAUUAUGACUGGGACUGAUCUUUGGUCACAAUUUUUUCGUGCUAAAUAUGUUGGGGAUAACCAUAUCUCUUUAAUGGAUCCUAAGAAGGGGUCAAGAUUUUGGAAAAUGGUGGUUAAAUGUAUUCCAGCGGUGUUAGAAAAUUCAAAAUGGAAAGUUCGUGAGGGGAAUAUUUCUUUUUGGUGGGAUAACUGGUUAAAUGAAGGUCCUCUUGCUAAUUCUUAUCCAGUGAUUGAUGAAUCUAGUAUGAGGUUAGCUGAUGUUAGAAUUGAAAAUGGUUGGGAUAUUGAUGUGUUGCACAGAUUAGUGGGAGCGCAAAAAACAGAGGAGAUUUGUAGCUUUUUGGGUGCUCACAAAGAUGGUCAGGAUUUACUUGUUUGGAUUCAUAAUAAAGAUUGA